This is a messenger RNA of Tyto alba (common barn owl), 1596 nucleotides long. RefSeq lists its product as uncharacterized. Lineage: Eukaryota; Metazoa; Chordata; Aves; Strigiformes; Tytonidae. Bases 108 to 719 code for a protein of 203 amino acids. The record is from RefSeq and is a predicted model, not a curated record. The transcript is spliced from 4 exons.
CUCUGGGCCCUCACGAAAGCUGUGGUUCUGACUGGGAACAUACUGGGACUGUGUGUUCAGACUCCAUCUGCUGUCACGCCAGAAAGGGCUGCCAGCCUCACCCUUAAAUGCCACCUGAAGGAAAGAGGAGUCUGCCAACUUCCAAACAAAUAAAUUACGAAGACACAAACAGCCACAAUGCAGAGACUAUAAAUUAUGAGAGACUGGCACCUCCAGAGCAGGAUUUAUCCCACCUGUCUGAAACACCUGUCUUAAAUGGGCCAGAUCUGAGUCCCCAUUCCAAAUGGGCACUUUUGAAAACAUGGGAUCUUGAUGCAAGAGGCCAUGUAAGUGUGGAGGGGAAAUGCUUCUCUGAAGGAGUCAGUGCACUCUGCUGGGCUGGCCUCAAGCUGUACUGGUUAAGAGCUCUGCAGCUGCGAUGGCCGUUUCUGCUGUGCAUCACAUGCAUCUGGAGUCAAAACCAGUACAGAGAGGCAAAAAACCCCACCACGCUCAGGUGCAGACCCAGGCAGAGUCCAAAACCUCAGCUCCAAACAGGAGAACAAAUAGGAUCCAGUGCAAGAGCCUGCCCUGCUGCAGCCCCGCGAAGCCAGCAGUGCCGCCUGGAGGGCGAUGCUCCAGCCCAGGAGGUGGAGGUGGGGCCUGCACACAGUUCGAGAGUGGGAGAUGCUGAUGGGAACCAGCUAAGAGGAGGGUCAGAGCAUCUAACACAGACCUAAGGGACUUAGUAUGCGUGACGACUGGCUGCGUGGGCACUGCAAGCCUGCUUUUGAAGUCAUGCCCCCCUCCACCAUGCACUGAAACCUUCCACGAGUCCAAGGCAAGAGCAGCGGGCAGCACCCCAGGGAGGACUUCAUCUCCCCAACACACCCACCACUCUCCCACCCGAACAUUAUCAUCCAGGUACCCUGGACUAAAGGAAAUUUCAUCCUGAAUUAUUAUUUUCCCUCCUUCUCAAAGGCAGUUGCAGACUGAUAAACAUCCUCAGAAAAGAGAGUGGCAGGGGAUUAACUGAAGUCUUUUAACUUCAGGCUUUCAAACCUGCUCACAUGGCUCCCAAGGAGUUGAACAACGAUUGUUCUCUCCUUUGCUCAGACCUCAUGCAAAGUCAUUCUGCCAGGGGCACUGGGGGGGACAGCGGGAGAGCAACCUCAGCCCUGCAAAAACAGGACAUCCUAAUGAAGAUACUGAGAGAAGCGGACAUCAUCGCUGAGCGCUGCAAAGAGAAUCUACGGAACAUUUCUCUAACAGUUCAGUAAAAAUGUCAUCAGUAAAAGGAGGCUUUCAAGAAAGAAGUUACCUCCAAACACUCAGGGAGUGCAGCUGAGAGUUUCUGUUAUUUUCAUUUUGUUACAUAAAUCACCAUUAUUAUUUCUUACUUAUGAUGUUAAAAGAGCAGGAGGAUACUUGAAAUAAAAGGCUGUGCAUGCACAAUACCCACACAAAUGAAUUCCAGUGAUCCACCCCAGCACUGGAUAUGAUGCCCUUCCCUGGCCACUGAGCCCUCCCUUUAGGAGGAGUAGGGGAAUUUAUCACCAAAUAUACAGUAUAUUGUAAUGGAAUGAUACCAGGAAACAAUACUAAUUGGAGUCUGAA